AUGACUGAAUUAUCCCUUAUCAGAACCUUCAACAGCAAAGUUGCUUCGGUCUUUCCCUCUGGCCUCACUGCUGUCUUCAUUGGAGGAACCAGCGGCGUGGGUGAGUACACGCUUAAAGCUUUGAGCAAAUACGUACCAAGAUCACGAUUUUACAUUAUUGGUCGCUCGAAAGAGUCCGCGGACCGUAUCAUAAGGGAAUGUACUGAGCAUGGCCACGAAUGCCGCUUUGAGUUUAUAAAAGCCGACAUCAGUCAGUUAAAGCAUGUCGAUAGUGUCAGUCGCCAGAUAAUGGCCAAAGAAGACUCAAUCAAUCUUCUAUUUCAGACACAAGGAACCAUGGCUUUCAAGACAACCACUGCAGAUGGACUUCCUCUGACUGCCGCUCUCGGGAUUCAUACCCGAAUCCGCUUCAUCCAAAAUCUCCUCCCAUUAAUACAACGCGCCAAAGGGCUCAAACGUGUUGUUUCGGUUGGAGCGGCUACGUGUGAGGGUGACAUUGACCUUGAUAAUAUUCUCGCUGUUGGUGUUCCUCUCCUUCAAUUUCGCGAUCAAUUAGCCUCUGUGAUGACACUUGCACUGGAGCACUUGUCCGAGGAGGCACCCGAUGUCAGCUUUGUGCACACGUGCCCUGGUGUUGUGGAUAGUGGCAUCUCUCGAGAUGCGCAAGGGUUCAGCUUGAAAGUCAUGCUCUUGGUUUCCAGCUUAUUCAAACCGCUGGUUGCCACACCUCCGGCCGAAUCUGGAGAGAGACACGUCUUUGCUGCAACAAGCAGAGUUUAUUCACCGAGAAAAAGGGGACCAACCACUUCCUCAGACAAAUCGGAAGGUCUACCUUUGGCUCGGGGUAGUACGGGGGAGAUAGGCUCUGGCGUCUACUCGGUGGGGCCAAAGAACGAGAUCCUCCCUGAUAAAGCGCUCUUAGUACUGAAAGGGUUUAGAGAGGACGGGACAACAGAGAAAGUUUGGAGAUAUAUAAUAGAGAGCUUUGAGAGCAUUAUUGGCAUGUCGACGCCAGUGCAUUAG
Molecule: messenger RNA, 1023 nt
Organism: Trichoderma gamsii
Lineage: Eukaryota; Fungi; Ascomycota; Sordariomycetes; Hypocreales; Hypocreaceae
Exons: 2
Coding region: 1-1023 (340 amino acids)
Biological process (GO): secondary metabolic process
Source: RefSeq, a predicted model, not a curated record